AUGUCACAAAACACGCCCACCGAAAAGACAUUCAGCGCCUACAAUAAAGAACAAGGAAAAGCCUACUCUCAAGGCCGUCCUGACUACCAUCCCAAAUUCUACCAAUAUGUCACCGACAUCCAUGCCUCGACCGGCGGCCAAUUCGACACCCUUCUCGAUGUAGGAAGUGGCCCCGGAAAUGCCGCUCGAGCUCUUAGUCCACACUUCGCCCAUGCGAUCGGUCUCGAUCCAUCCGAAGGAAUGGUAGCAACCGCCCGCUCCUUAGCAGGCACGACAGCGACUUCGGAGCCAAUCCGCUUCGAGGUAUCCACAGCCGAACUCCUAGGCACUAGUCUCCCAAGCCCCAUCCAGGAUGGAAGUGUCGAUCUCAUAACGGCCGCCAAUGCAGCGCACUGGUUUGAUAUGAGCCAAUUCUGGUCCACGGCUGCCCGCGUCCUCAAGCCUGGCGGCAGUGUCAUAAUGUGGACUACUGGCAAGACGGGCAUUGAUCCUUCAGUUCCAAAUGCGGAUGCGAUCAAUUCUGCUAUGGAUGAGCUGGAAGAGACGUUACUGAAGCCGUUUAUGGCCCCAGGAAACUUCCUGACGAGGAAUCGGUAUCUUGAUCUUCCUUUGCCUUGGAAUUUGGAUCAUCCUGUGACGGAGUUUGAUGAGAAGGCGUUUAUUCGAAAGGAGUGGGGUACGGAGAAUUUCCUUGCCCAUCAGCCUGAGGUGAGCUUGGAUGUCAUGGAGAAGGUAUUUCAGACUAUGAGUCCUGUUGUUCGGUGGCGGGAGGCUUAUCCCGAUACCGUCGGGACGGAGGAUGAUAUUGUGAAGAUCUAUCGGCGGACUAUCGAGCGGUUAUUGCAUGAGGCGGGGGUGGAGAAGGGGAAGGAGAUUAUCAAGGGGUCUAUGCAGGCUGUAGUCUUGGUUGUUAAGAAGCGAUCCUCGUAG
This is a messenger RNA of Penicillium odoratum, 930 nucleotides long. RefSeq names its product class I SAM-dependent methyltransferase. The transcript has a single exon. The record is from RefSeq and is a predicted model, not a curated record. Gene Ontology annotation, molecular function: S-adenosylmethionine-dependent methyltransferase activity. Lineage: Eukaryota; Fungi; Ascomycota; Eurotiomycetes; Eurotiales; Aspergillaceae. The coding region runs from base 1 to 930 and encodes 309 amino acids.